Molecule: messenger RNA, 4284 nt
Organism: Carassius auratus (goldfish)
Lineage: Eukaryota; Metazoa; Chordata; Actinopteri; Cypriniformes; Cyprinidae
Product: mucin-5AC-like
Exons: 4
Coding region: 1155-4181 (1008 amino acids)
Source: RefSeq, a predicted model, not a curated record
UAUGUACAGCCCCAAAGAAGGUCGAAUGUCAUGCAAAACAUUAUCCUCGACAUUCUCUUUUGCAGCUUGGACAGGAUAUUAUUUGUAAUGCAAAAGAUGGGCUCUUGUGUUUGAACAAAAAUCAAAAUAUCACAAAGCAAUGUUUUGAUUAUGAAAUCAGAGUUUUAUGCUGUCAUGGAAAAUGUGGCAGCUCCACACAGGCAGCAACAACCUCUGCAAGGUUGUCACUUUCAAGAACAACCACACCAGCAACAGCUUCUUCAGGUACAACUUCUAUACAACAGAAACCAUCUUUCAUUACAUCAAAACCAGUUACUUCUACCUCUGAAUGUUCUUGUCAUUGGUCAGAAGCUUUGGACUUUGGUGGCCCGACAGUAGGACCCGAAGGUGGCAUAAGAGUAACAAUCAAAAAAAUAACAGAUACCUAUCCGUCCCUAUGUACAGCCCCAAAGAAGGUGGAAUGCCAUGCAAAACAUUAUCCUCGACAUUCUCUUUUGCAGAUUGGACAGGAUAUUAUUUGUAAUGCAAAAGAUGGGCUCCUGUGUCUGAACAAAAAACAAAAUAUCACAAAGCAAUGCUUUGAUUAUGAAAUCAGAGUAUUAUGCUGUAAUGGAAAAUGCGACAGCUCCACACAGGCAGCAACAACCUCUGCAAGGUUGUCACUUUCAAGAACAACCAAACCAGCAACAGCUUCUUCAGGUACAGCUUCUAUACAACAGAAACCAUCUUUCAUUACAUCAAAACCAGUUACUUCUACCUCUGAAUGUAACUGUCAUUGGUCAGAAGCGUUGGACUUUGGUGGCCCGACAGUAGGACCCGAAGGUGGCAUAAGAGUAACAAUCAAAAAAAUAACAGAUACCUAUCCGUCCCUAUGUACAGCCCCAAAGAAGGUGGAAUGCCAUGCAAAACAUUAUCCUCGACAUUCUCUUUUGCAGCUUGGACAGGAUAUUAUUUGUAAUGCAAAAGAUGGGCUCCUGUGUCUGAACAAAAAACAAAAUAUCACAAAGCAAUGCUUUGAUUAUGAAAUCAGAGUAUUAUGCUGUCAUGGAAGAUGCGACAGCUCCACACAGGCAGCAACAACCUCUGCAAGGUUGUCACUUUCAAGAACAACCAAACCAGCAACAGCUUCUUCAGGUACAACUUCUAUACAACAGAUGCCAUCUUCCAUUACAUCAAAACCAGUUACUUCUACCUCUGAAUGUACCUGUCAUUGGUCAGAAGUGUUGGACUUUGGUGGCCCGACAGUAGGACCCGAAGGUGGCAUAAGAGUAACAAUCAAAAAAAUAACAGAUACCUAUCCAUCCCUAUGUACAGCCCCAAAGAAGGUGGAAUGCUAUGCAAAACAUUAUCCUCGACAUUCUCUUUUGCAGCUUGGACAGGAUAUUAUUUGUAAUGCAAAAGAUGGGCUCCUGUGUCUGAACAAAAAACAAAAUAUCACAAAGCAAUGCUUUGAUUAUGAAAUCAGAGUAUUAUGCUGUAAUGGAAAAUGCGACAGCUCCACACAGGCAGCAACAACCUCUGCAAGGUUGUCACUUUCAAGAACAACCAAACCAGCAACAGCUUCUUCAAGUACAGCUUCUAUACAACAGAAACCAUCUUUCAUUACAUCAAAACCAGUUACUUCUACCUCUGAAUGUAACUGUCAUUGGUCAGAAGCGUUGGACUUUGGUGGCCCGACAGUAGGACCCGAAGGUGGCAUAAGAGUAACAAUCAAAAAAAUAACAGAUACCUAUCCGUCCCUAUGUACAGCCCCAAAGAAGGUCGAAUGUCAUGCAAAACAUUAUCCUCGACAUUCUCUUUUGCAGCUUGGACAGGAUAUUAUUUGUAAUGCAAAAGAUGGGCUCCUGUGUCUGAACAAAAAACAAAAUAUCACAAAGCAAUGCUUUGAUUAUGAAAUCAGAGUAUUAUGCUGUCAUGGAAGAUGCGACAGCUCCACACAGGCAGCAACAACCUCUGCAAGGUUGUCACUUUCAAGAACAACCAAACCAGCAACAGCUUCUUCAGGUACAACUUCUAUACAACAGAUGCCAUCUUCCAUUACAUCAAAACCAGUUACUUCUACCUCUGAAUGUACCUGUCAGUGGUCAGAAGUGUUGGACUUUGGUGGCCCGACAGUAGGACCCGAAGGUGGCAUAAGAGUAACAAUCAAAAAAAUAACAGAUACCUAUCCAUCCCUAUGUACAGCCCCAAAGAAGGUGGAAUGCUAUGCAAAACAUUAUCCUCGACAUUCUCUUUUGCAGCUUGGACAGGAUAUUAUUUGUAAUGCAAAAGAUGGGCUCCUGUGUCUGAACAAAAAACAAAAUAUCACAAAGCAAUGCUUUGAUUAUGAAAUCAGAGUAUUAUGCUGUAAUGGAAAAUGCGACAGCUCCACACAGGCAGCAACAACCUCUGCAAGGUUGUCACUUUCAAGAACAACCAAACCAGCAACAGCUUCUUCAGGUACAGCUUCUAUACAACAGAAACCAUCUUUCAUUACAUCAAAACCAGUUACUUCUACCUCUGAAUGUAACUGUCAUUGGUCAGAAGCGUUGGACUUUGGUGGCCCGACAGUAGGACCCGAAGGUGGCAUAAGAGUAACAAUCAAAAAAAUAACAGAUACCUAUCCGUCCCUAUGUACAGCCCCAAAGAAGGUGGAAUGCCAUGCAAAACAUUAUCCUCGACAUUCUCUUUUGCAGCUUGGACAGGAUAUUAUUUGUAAUGCAAAAGAUGGGCUCCUGUGUCUGAACAAAAAUCAAAAUAUCACAAAGCAAUGCUUUGAUUAUAAUAUCAGGGUACUAUGUUGCCAUGGAAAAUGUGACAACUCCACACAAACACCAACAACUCCUUCUAGGAUGUCAGGAUUAACAACAACCACAAUUUCAAGUACACUUCCAGCAACUUCUACACCUUCCAAGACCUCAAAACUAUCCCCAACUACUCCUACCCCACCAUGCAUUUGUCAGUGGUCAAAAUGGUUGAAUUUUGGCAGACCAACAACUGGUCCUGAAGGCGGUAAACUUAUACCAGUCAAAAUCAUCACUGAUACCCAUCCAAUGACCUGCUCAAUACCACAGGGAAUUGAAUGUCGUGCAAAACUUUAUCCCCGACUUCCUGUAUCACAGCUUGGCCAGGUAGUGAACUGUAAUCUUAAAGAUGGACUUGUUUGCCUAAAUAAAAAGCAAAAUAUUACACAGCAGUGCUUUGACUAUGAGAUCAGAGUGUUGUGCUGUCAUCGGGAUUGUGCUAGUGCAACUUUACCAGCAGCAUUGACUCUAGCUUUAUUAAAUUCCUCCUCAAGUGUAAGCACAACUAUAGUAUCCCCAACAAGAGCAAAGACUACAACCAUUUCAAAAAAAUCUUCUGAAUGUAUUUGCCAGUGGUCAGACUGGAUGGACUUUGGCAGUCCAACAACAGGGCCUGAAGGUGGUGAAAUUAUACCUGUAAACUCAAUAAUGAAGACACAUUUUAAUAUUAGCUCCGUUCCAACUGAGGUUAAAUGCCAUGCAAAACUUUACCCUGGACUGCUUCUUUCACAGUUGGGCCAGGUAGUUACAUGCAAUUCUGUGGAUGGACUUGUUUGUUUAAAUAAGAACCAAGGUGUUACGCAACAAUGUUUUGAUUAUGAGAUUCAAAUAUUGCAUUGUCAUGGAUUGUGUGGAAAAUCAUCCAAAAUUAGACAAACAAAUCAGCAUUUUUCAAACAGCACAAUAAGCACCACUAGAAGUUUGCCAAUUAUCACAGGUUCAACAGGAGGUCAGAUCACUGUACAUCAAGACUGUGUCUGUGAAAUCAAUGGCAAAACGUUUAAGCCAGAAUCAGAAAUUUAUAACAAAACUGAUGGUGAUGGAUGGUGUUACACAGCAAAAUGUGUCAAAAUGGAAGCUAAGAAGUGUGAGGUGAUAACAUCAUCAGUACCCUGUUUAACAACAGUGUUGCCCUCAGCCUCAAAACCACUGUCAGGCAAUUGUGAUAAACAUAUGCCUCCUCUUAAAAAUGGUGAAUCAAUUCAUGUGGGAAAUUGCUCUAUAGACAGAUGCAUAAAUGGUACAGUGGAACAUAAAGCAGUACAAUGUGAUCCUGUCCAGUAUCCUGUGUGUAAAAACAAAUUUCAACCACUGAAAGUUGCUGACGAGUCUGGAUGCUGUUUUAAAUAUGAGUGCCAAAAAAUCAUCGACUCUCAGAAAAACGGGGCAGCGUUCUGAAGUUCAUAGUUCCUCUGCUGAACACCAGCACAACACCGGCUCAGAUUUCAGCAACAUACAAGCACUAUUUAAAUGGAAAAGGGAUAACAGGGAUAACACUGAA